ACGUAGGCAGCUCUACUCCGGAAGUGAAACGCAACCCGGUCGCUGUUGUUGUUGCUGCGGUGCUUUGGUGACAGAUGAAGAUGCCAUUGCCUGUCCAAGUAUUCAAUUUUCAAGGGGCAGUUGAACCCAUGCAGAUCGAUGCAGACCCACAGGAGGACCAGCAGAAUUCCCCUGAUGUCAGCUACGUGGUGGAGAAUCCAACACUGGACCUGGAGCAGUAUGCAUCGAGCUACAGCGGUUUGAUGCGCAUUGAGAGGCUGCAGUUCAUUGCAGAGCACUGUCCACAGCUCAGGGCCGAGGCCCUCAAGAUGGCGCUGUCCUUCGUUCAGAGGACUUUCAACGUGGACAUGUACGAGGAGAUUCACUGCAAACUCACAGAGGCCACACGAGAGGUCCAGGGGGCAUCUGAUGCUGCGGCGGAGGCAGGGGCUGCCGACCCCCCUCCCCUGGACAAAGCCUGGGCUGAGUCCACCAGGAAAAAGGCUCUGCUCAAACUGGAGAAACUGGACACCGACCUCAAGAACUACAAAGGCAACUCCAUCAAAGAGAGCAUAAGACGUGGUCAUGAUGACCUGGGUGACCAUUACCUAGACUGUGGUGACCUCAGCAACGCCCUCAAGUGCUACUCACGUGCCAGGGACUACUGCACCAGCGCCAAGCAUGUCAUCAACAUGUGUCUUAAUGUUAUCAAGGUUAGCGUCUACCUCCAGAAUUGGUCUCAUGUUCUCAGUUAUGUCAGCAAAGCAGAGUCCACUCCGGAAAUAGCAGAGCAACGAGGAGAGAGAGAUUGCCAGAGCCAAGCAGUUCUCACCAAAUUAAAAUGUGCUGCAGGCCUCGCGGAGCUGGCUUCCAGAAAAUACAAACAAGCUGCAAAGUGCUUCCUGCUGGCCUCCUUUGACCACUGUGACUUCCCUGAGCUCUUGUCUCCCAGUAAUGUAGCUGUCUACGGGGGCAUGUGUGCCCUCGCCACCUUUGACAGACAGGAGCUACAAAGGAAUGUCAUCUCCAGCAGCUCCUUUAAAUUAUUCCUAGAGCUGGAGCCCCAGGUCCGCGACAUCAUCUUUAAGUUUUAUGAAUCAAAGUAUGCUUCUUGCCUCAAAAUGCUGGAUGAAAUCAAGGAUAACCUGUUGUUGGACAUGUACCUGGCUCCUCAUGUGCGGACCCUCUACACUCAGAUCAGAAACAGAGCGCUCAUACAGUAUUUCAGCCCCUACGUGUCAGCAGACAUGACUAAAAUGGCGCAGGCCUUCAACACCACUGUGGGUGCCCUGGAGGAUGAGCUCACACAGCUCAUACUCGAAGGCCUCAUCAAUGCACGCAUCGACUCUCACAGCAAGAUUUUGUAUGCGAGAGAUGUGGACCAGAGAAGCACCACGUUUGAGAAGUCUCUCCACAUGGGAAAGGAGUUCCAGAGACGAGCCAAAGCCAUGAUCCUCAGGGCUGCCGUGCUGCGCAACCAGAUCCACGUCAAGUCUCCACCAAGGGAGGGAAGUCAAGGGGAUCUCAACUCUGCCAACAGCCAGUCGAGAAUGAGCACCAACAUGUGAACACUCCAAUCCAAGAGGAAGCUACCACGUCUGUUCACCAACAAAAUGGGACUAAACAUCUCCCAUCACUACCACCCACUGGCCAACUUGUCAAGGGGCUCCUCCCCCGGGAAAAAGGAAAACCAAGACAUCACAACUGUCAGAACUUGUAUUGACAUCAGUAGUGGUGCAGUCUGUGCAAAGGCUUGAUUUACAGAAGACCUGAGUAUGUUUAGCUGUAGAGGCGACUGCAUGUUUUUGUGUAUGGAGCACUCAGUGUGUGUGUUUGUGUGUGUUUUAAAUCAAAAAUGCACUUUUCUUUCUUUCUCUGUUUCUGCCUCUUUUCCUCGCUCUCCCCCCGUCACGCUGUCCACCUCUCAGUGACAGACUUUGAAUGCCCACAGUGCCACAUCUCAAAGGCGAUGUCCAGAGAUUUUCAAAUAAAAUAUGAAAAGCUGAGGCCAGCUUGGUCAGGACUCUCUAUAUGCCACAUUCUCACUAAUGUUCUUUUCUUGAUACACAGGCAGCUGAUUUAUGGUCAGCCAAACCAUUCAUCUCAUUCAUAUAAUAAUAAAUCAACCUGGGUUUAAUGCUAAACAAAACUGGCAUAUAAGGAGGGCAGCUCAAAGCAAAGAUUUUCUGAGUUUUGGAAUUAUUAAUGUAUAUCCACAUUAAAAAAAAAAAAAAAAAAAAAAAAAACAUCUUGCCUGAUAUCAA
Molecule: messenger RNA, 2243 nt
Organism: Myripristis murdjan (pinecone soldierfish)
Lineage: Eukaryota; Metazoa; Chordata; Actinopteri; Holocentriformes; Holocentridae
Product: COP9 signalosome complex subunit 1-like
Exons: 14
Coding region: 75-1547 (490 amino acids)
Cellular component (GO): COP9 signalosome
Source: RefSeq, a predicted model, not a curated record